AUGGCUCAAAACACAUGGACUGGGCGCCUACGCCCCUCCGAAAAAACGUCGUUCGACUCUUUGACGCCUGCUCCAGGGGCUCUCUGCUGUGUUGCCAACACAGACGCUCCUCAGGAGACCUUGGUGUACUUUGUGUAUCUCAACUCCGGUGCUGCCAACACUGUGUUCAGGAUUCAGCCGUGGUCACCCAAAUCCGGGUCUAAGGCCUUCGUUUUUGCUCGCAAUGAUCGUGGCGAUGCUAUCACAGCAGUUCAACGUGAUGGAAUUGUGAACCAAGUUCUCCGGAUCAGCAAAGGUGUCGACAAAUCUCUACCUUGCGAAGAUGUGGUAUAUGGGUUCGAGCACGAUGUUCGGCCUCUAUUUGCGCCGACAGGACCUCCAGGUAGCACUGUCGCUCGCCGGGUUGACGCUCAUCUCAUGGAUCAUCGGGGUGUACUGCUCUCUACCGACGUUCUAGAAGAACUGUUUGUCCAACUUAACACUGCGAAUAAGUCAGCCGUGCUUCCGACACCAACCGGCGCUCGGUGGGGUAUCCUUCUACCGGAUAUGUCGCCAGCUCCUGGAUCCAUGACCCUUGAGGUCAAACCAAAAUGGCUCCUGCAAUCGCCCGAUGCUCCUGCAGACGCAAUCCGUUGCCGCACGUGCGCGUUACAAGCUUCAAGACACCGAGAUGCAAAAGGCUAUAUAUGUCCGCUGCGCCUAGUAGGAAGAGAUCAGCGAGACAUCGUUCCAUGGGUUCGCGCAAGUAUCGUGGCUCACUACAAAGGGCCCCCAGAUGCCGUGGACGAAGUAGUCAGUCGCCUCCUCGAAUACAUAACUACCGGUGACGGGCAGUUCCUCUUGCAACACCUCAAGGUACUUCAAGCAACUCUCGACCCAGUGGGUGUUCUUUGCCGGGAUUCCGCCACCGACAAAAUCGCGUUCGACCGCAACUUACGGCUUGCAAUGACGUUACGAGACUGCUCAUGGUUCGUUAAUGUCCCGUAUGCUACAGGGUCCAAUAUUACAUCCAAACUCGCAGAUCUGGACUUCAAGUCGGCGGCCAAAUUACACGAUUGGGCACAAAAAGAAGAGGAACUUGUAAAAGGGAAUUGGUACACCAGGAAAGACGUGGCGGAUUACCGGUGCGGGCUUGCCCAAGAUUGA
Molecule: messenger RNA, 1146 nt
Organism: Dothidotthia symphoricarpi CBS 119687
Lineage: Eukaryota; Fungi; Ascomycota; Dothideomycetes; Pleosporales; Dothidotthiaceae
Exons: 1
Coding region: 1-1146 (381 amino acids)
Biological process (GO): inositol phosphate biosynthetic process
Cellular component (GO): nucleus
Molecular function (GO): inositol-1,3,4,5,6-pentakisphosphate 2-kinase activity; ATP binding
Source: RefSeq, a predicted model, not a curated record